UUCGACGUCGACGGAGAGAACAAGCGUGUAAGCUUAUAUUUACCGAUUUGUUUGAAAUUGUGUUAUUUAUGAGAUAUUGAUUUGUUAUCAAUUGCGAGAUUACACUCAGAGAUGGGGCAGCUUGCGAGAGUGAGCACUUGUUUCUCGGAAUCGCUCAUGAAUUGAAUUGCCCUCACAAUUAGUCGACAUUCAUCAUUUGCUGAGUGUAGGUCAUCGCAGUGAUUACGCACCACAGCUUUGCAAGAUGCCUGCGGUCCUCAUAACUGCACUCUUGCUGCUACUCUCGGUGGACCAAUCGCUGAGCCUGGCGAGUCCGGCGUUUGAUCCCGAGGAGACACGGUUCAUUUUUACUCGAUGUAUUGAGCAGUACUCGACAGCGGCAACGGAGGAUGACUCAUCGAGGCUGGAUCGGAUUAGGGGUUGGAUCAGCUGGAGGCUGGAUGCUGCGGAGGAUGAGCAGACCAAGUGCUUCGUGGCUUGUCUGCUGAACAAGCUGAAGCUGUGGCAACCGUACUUGGGAAAGUUUCGGGGGGAGCAGCUACAGCUGCAGCACGAUUUGUACAACAGUUUCGUCAAUUGGAGCAGAGAAGAUGUUGAAGUGUUUGCUGCCGGUGUUGAGCGCACGAGUGAUGUAUGGAACUGUCAGGCGGUUUACGAGGGAUUCACAGUUGCCGUUGCGCCACAGAUUGAGAUGUUCAAGCAAUUAUUUCUGUUGGACGAUGAGGUUGCAGCCAGUAUCUACGCCGACUUGGGAACAACCAUCCGACAGCCGAACCAAUCUUAUUUUCAAUUCUGCGAAAAGAGGUACUACCGGAACCAGGUGGAUAUUUGGUGCACUGCUCGCAACUACAGCAUCCCGGACGACCGAAACUUUCACAAGCACAUGGACUGCAUUUUCCGCGGAUUGCGUUAUUUCGAUCGUGACGAGGUUCUGAAUGUAGUGGAGAUACUGCGUGACUUCCAUUUGGCCGAAAUUACCAAUUUGGACGAUGAGAUUACCAACACUUUGGUGCUUUGUGAGGUUGAAUCCGGCUCGGAGGCGUUGUCGUACUAUCGAUGUCUGCUGGACAGUAGCUUUGUGGAGCAGUUCAAGGAUGCACUGGACUACCGGGAGAUACGAUCCAGUGAUUACUUCUACAGGUUGAGGGAUGUGGUGCCGAGCUAUAACCGGGACGAAAUUCACCAGAAGGUCAACGAGAUUCAUCGGAAUUACUGUGUUGUGAUUUCAUGAGAAAACUCUUUCCAUUUUGUUAAACUAGAAAAAUAACGUA
This is a messenger RNA of Culex quinquefasciatus (southern house mosquito), 1271 nucleotides long. Its product is annotated as 37 kDa salivary gland allergen Aed a 2. Bases 245 to 1231 code for a protein of 328 amino acids. Lineage: Eukaryota; Metazoa; Arthropoda; Insecta; Diptera; Culicidae. The record is from RefSeq and is a predicted model, not a curated record. Gene Ontology annotation, molecular function: odorant binding. Gene Ontology annotation, biological process: sensory perception of smell. The transcript has 5 exons.